CGACGAUAGCGUCGAGGAAAGGGCGGCGUCUCGCUCCUCCUCGUCCUCUCGUGACCGUUUCGUUUUCGUACAGUGAUAAGCUUCAUGUCUGAACUUUGUGAUAGGUGUAAGGCACGCAAAGAAACAAAGAUUAGUGUGACAGCUGUUAUCAUCUGAAUGAUGUACAGAAAGCGUUUGUCAUUCUCAUGGCCUUUGAAAGUGCAAAACUCUAUAAGAGUGGACGACUUCUGACGAAUAUAUACAUAUAAAAAAAAACCUUUAAAAUAACAUCCAUAUAUAGUUUUAAAUAAUACUUUGAGAGAAGAGGGCGAUUUCUUGUGAUUAGAUUAUUAUUGGCCAUGCACUGAAGCUCAUGUCUGGAGGGCACCCAGAAUCGUUGUGGACCUAAGCCAAGCAACUUUCCCCACCUCGAACGUCACGCCAGCGCCGCACCUCAGCAAAGUGGUAUUGUCAUGAGGUGCCACGGCGUGUCUGGGUAUGUGGCACGAUGUGUGUCUGUAAUGCUUCUCUCUGUCUUCAGAGCAAGCACGACUUUCGGAACUGGUCUUAUCGACAUGGAAUACCCGGAACUAUCCACUGCCCCGUACUUCAUGGCCGUCGGGAACCGGAAUGUUAACACGACGGUCGGACAGACGGCUUACCUGCACUGCCGCGUCGCGCAGAUCGGGGACAUAGCGCAAGUCUCGUGGAUCCGGAAGCGGGAUCUGCAUGUCAUCAGCUCUGGCAGCGUGGUCUUCGCGUCUGACCAGAGGUUCCAGGUGCUGCACCCGGAGAAGUCGGAGAACUGGACGCUGCAGAUCAAGUACGCUCAAGAGAGAGACUCCGGAGUGUAUGAAUGCCAAAUCAACACUGAACCGAAGAUCUUUCUGUCUUAUUUUCUCACCGUGGCUGAGUCGCGCGCGCUGAUCCUUGGCCCCGGCGUCGUGAAGGCGGGCAGCGCCAUCAACCUCACCUGCUCCGUCAGCCAGGCGGGAAUGGAAGGACUCAUGUACUGGUACCGCGACCAAGAGAUCCUGGACUACGAGGGGCCGGUGUCCAUCCUGACGCAGGAGACGCCGGAGGGAACCACGUCGCGCCUCACCAUCAGGGACGCCGCGAUCUCAGACUCCGGCAACUACACCUGCUGGCCCACCUCAGCGCAGCCCUCCUCCGUGCUCAUCAACGUCGUCCUCGAGGGAGAGCAGCCAGCGGCCAUGCAAACUGGUGUGGGCGCGCACACCUGUCCUGCGUCGCACCUGCUGUGGGUGCUGUUGCUCUCUCUCGCCCUCACCCUUCUGCCUAGGCCCAGAUGAUAGACCCGAGAGAAAAGUGUAAAGUGCAAAGUAACAACAGACGUAUGAGACAGCCAGACGUCAUCCUUAACGUGCCUCUUGCCUUCUCGGAGCGAAUGCCGCCCCCCCCCCCGCCCACGGAGGCGCCUGAGGGAGGCGAGCGUCGCUGAGGCAGGCCAAGGGCGCUAGUUCGCUCCGACGUGACCAAGUCCGUCCGCCAGGUUUCUUCUCGCCUUCCUCUUAGCCUUGUUAUUGGUAUUGCUUUCACGUCUUAGCCUUAUUCUUAUUAUUUUAAUUUUUGUUUUUCUUGUCUUCGUUAUUAGUUUUCCUUCUCGGCUUCGCGUUAACCGCAUUAUUACUCUAUCAUCAUCACCACCAUUGCCAUGUUACUGUUAGUGUUAUUGUUAUUGAUAUAAUUUUUGUUAUUAUUAUUAUCAUUGAUAUUAUUAUUAUCGUUAGUAGCAUUGUUAUCACUUUCAUGAGUCUUGUUUUUUUUAUUUUUUGCUAUGAUUCUUUGUCUUGAACCUCAUCUGUUAGUGUCAAAUCUCAACAAAAGAAUUAAUACUAAUAUGAGAAUAUUAGAAAAAAAAUAUAUAUAUACAUACCAAGAGGGAUUUAUGAAAGGAUGAUGCAAUUAUUAGCCAAACAUGGAUAGCAUUUUGUUAAUGUAGUUAUUUAUCAUCCCGUUAAUUUGUUAUUGUCUGUUUGCCUCUGGGUGUUCGUCUGUUCGUCUCUUUAGUUCAACCAAACUACAUUUCCCACUAUUCAUGAGUCUGAUUCUUUGUCUGUCUGUCUCUGACUUUUCUUUCUCUCUGUCUCUUAGAAACCCCCUUCCCCCCCUCUCUCUCCCUCUAUCUAUCUAUUUAUCUAUCUAUCUAUCUAUCUAUCUAUCUAUCUAUCUAUCUAUCUAUCUAUCUAUCUAUCUAUCUAUCUACCUACCUAUCUAUUUAUAUAUCCUCGGUGUCUUGUCUUGAUGUGUUGAGGUCGAGCUUUUAUACACUAAACAGUGGGAGUGUUUCUUCGUGAAACUUGCAUCUGUAACGAUCAUUCUACUGCCCCUGAAUGAUGGCCCGAUGAUAACUUGGUCGGAAUUCAUUCAUACUUCAUUUACAUUAUAAGUGUGUAGGUACAUGCAUAAUGUUUAAGGAUGUUAAACGUCAAUGUUGAAUGGUCUCGUUUUCAUAGUCCAUGUAUGGAGGCCUAAGACUUCUUUCCCUGCAGACAGAUUAACCACAGACAAUGUUCGAGAUCUAAAAAGAAAAGCAAUGACUAUGAAAUCUGAUACAUUAAAAAUGAAAAUAGAAAAUAAUAGAUAAAAGAGAAUCAUAUAUAUAAAUAGUAAAAAAUAAUAUAAAAGGGUUUACUGGAAUGCGGAGGUUAAAUUUGUACUUUGAAUUUCUUAAUGCACACACGCUUCUACCUGAAACACGGAAAAAAUAAUUAGCAAACAACCCAAGAGUGGAACAAGCGCGUGCCUCACAAUGCACAAUUGUACAGUUCAGUGUUUUGUUAUAGUGUUGCAUCUGAAAAUCAAAGAAAAUGUCUCCAUGGAAAGAGAACCAGUUAAAAGACAAACAUACAUACACAGACACAAAAUAAAUUAGAUGAACAGAUGAGUCACUUUUCUGAUAGACCUUUGUAAAUGUGAACAAUGAGAGGCUUUAUAUCGUGAACGUUCAUAUUAAUGAUAUUAAUGAAAAGACUUACAUGUUCUUAUCGUCAAUGUUGUCACAGAUAUUUUGAAGAGAGCUUAUGAUAUUUACAGAAUUGUAUAAGAUAAAAAUAGA
This is a messenger RNA of Penaeus chinensis, 3058 nucleotides long. RefSeq names its product zwei Ig domain protein zig-8-like. Lineage: Eukaryota; Metazoa; Arthropoda; Malacostraca; Decapoda; Penaeidae. Gene Ontology annotation, biological process: synapse organization. The record is from RefSeq and is a predicted model, not a curated record. The transcript is spliced from 8 exons. Gene Ontology annotation, cellular component: neuron projection membrane. The coding region runs from base 453 to 1292 and encodes 279 amino acids.